AUUUGAAUGUUUUGCAGGUGUGCGGUGCCGCGAUUGGUCGGCGAGAGGUCACGUGAGUGAAUACGUCAUGGUGUUAUGACGUGUUACCAACUGCAGACUGUUGUUGCCAAGCAACGCGCCCAUUCCCCACAGACCUCUCAAACAGCAACAGGAAACAGAAGCUGGCCCGCAGGUUGCACUGGAAGUUGUCGGGUUUUUCGGUCCCUUUUCUGCCGUAAUUCCCGCCGAUCGGGAAUCCAAUCAAUGCCGGCAAACUGACGGAGGUGAUCACACGACGUUUUACGGAUGACCCUACGGAUUUUCGCCUUUAUUCUGGCCGGAUGAUGCUCGCCAGGAACCCGAUGCCUUCUCGGACCAGGUCUUUGAUAACGGCCGGGGACACGACGUCAACGGCGGACUACUUCGCCUCGCACAACACGGCCUCCAACCGGACUUUGGCCGAUCCUCCCUCCCACGUCGGCCUACCACCGCUCAAGAGCCAGACGGUAGGAGGCGGCAAGCAGGCCGACAAUCUGAUCGGCGGGAUCCAGGUGGAGCAGCUUUACGAGGCCGACCAUGGUAUGCACAAAAGACAGGGUUCCCUGACCAAGCCGAUUCAAAAUGGCGUCGCAGGCAGAGAUUCCCACCACCGAUCCUUGCCCACCGUCAACGUUGGCAACCAGAACGAGCCACCCAACAUCUACCGGGAGCGCAGUGCCGGGUCAGGAACAGCCAGCAAAUCUAGCUCAGGCAAGCCCAAAACCUCACCACUUUCUCCGGAGCAAGCCAUGAAGACCUUCAUGCACAAGCUGACCCCGUUUGAACACCACGAGAUCUUCAACUACCCCGAGGUGUACUUCGCGGGGCCAAACGCCAAGAAACGUCAGGGGGUGAUCGGCGGGGCCAACAACAACGGAUUCGACGACGAGCAGGGCUCGUACAUCCACGUUCCUCACGAUCACAUUUGCUACCGCUUUGAAGUGCUCAAAGUUCUGGGAAAAGGAAGCUUCGGCCAGGUGGUGAAAGUCUACGACCACAAGAACCACGUGCACACAGCGCUGAAGAUGGUCAGGAACGAGAAACGUUUCCACCGCCAGGCACAGGAGGAAAUCCGCAUCCUGGAGCAUCUGAAGAAGCAAGACAAGGACAAUAACAUGAACAUUGUGCACAUGGGGGAGAGCUUUACCUUCCGGAACCACAUCUGCAUCACUUUCGAGCUGCUGUCCAUGAACUUGUACGAACUCAUCAAGAAGAACAAGUUCCAGGGGUUCUCGCUGCAGCUGGUGCGGAAGUUCGCGCACUCGCUGCUGCAGUGCCUGGAGGCCCUGUACCGCAAUCGCAUUAUUCACUGUGACCUGAAGCCGGAGAACGUCCUCCUGAAGCAGCAGGGUCGCAGCGGGAUUAAGGUUAUAGACUUCGGCUCCAGCUGCUACGAACACCAACGCGUGUACACCUACAUCCAGUCCCGCUUCUACCGAGCGCCAGAGGUCAUUUUGGGGGCAAAGUAUGGCAUGGCCAUAGACAUGUGGAGCCUGGGCUGUAUUCUGGCCGAACUGUUGACUGGUUACCCGCUGUUGCCUGGGGAAGAUGAAGGGGACCAACUAGCCUGCAUGAUCGAGCUGCAAGGAAUGCCGCCGCAAAAGCUGCUGGACGUGUCCAAAAGGGCCAAAAACUUUAUUAGCUCCAAAGGUUACCCCAGGUACUGUUCUGUUAAAACCCUGAGUGACGGGACGACCGUGUUGGACGGUAGCCGCUCGCGGAGAGGGAAGUGGAGGGGUCCGCCGGGGUCCAAGGACUGGGUAACAGCUCUGAAGGGCUGCGACGAUCCCUUGUUCAUUGACUUCUUGAAGCGAUGUUUGGAAUGGGACCCCGCGGCCAGAAUGACCCCGGCAGCGGCCCUGCGGCACGCGUGGUUACGCCGCAAGCUCCCCAAACCGCCCGUACAGGAAGCGAGUGGGUCUGCCUCGAGGAGAGGGUCGUCGGGGAGGAAUGCAGCGGUGGCCAAGCUACCUCCGACCGGAUCUGCAUCCAAAGCCAGAGCAAUGCACGCGCAGCACCAAGCUCAGAACGACUCCUCCCUGCAGCAGAGAACUGUGUUGCCAAAAAUCGUUGGCUAAAAGCGCCGCUGUACGGUAGGCAAGGCAAAGCCACUUGUACACUGUCGUGUUUCUGAAUCCGCCCAGGUUUGAAAAAGCUGCUGCAUGUAUCUGUGAUACAUGCGAACAAAAAAAAUAGAAUCUAGUGUGUUUUGGUGGUAUUUCCUCUUGGUUGCCAAGUCCUCUAUCAGGGACAAAAUGUCUGCAAACAUUCCAUGUGAUUUUAACCUGUAAAGUAGGGACAUGGCAAGCGGGAAGACAGGCCUCUUUAGUAGUUAUGUGGGGAUGGCCUCAUUGUGUCAUUGCUGCCUAUGUGUCAAAAGUUGAGUCCUAAAAUAUGUGCUCCCCAGCACAUAGUUGGUUAUAACUGCAGGUCAGAGAAAUGUAGAUUGUAAGUCUACUCUGUGCUGCUUUUUUGUAAUGUACAUGUAAGUCCAUCCACACUCUGUAAUGCACAGAAUUGUGCACUGUUCUGUGUGUAACUAGGGAAAAUCCAACUUCUCAGUGAACCAUCAAGUAGUGUAACAGUAACAGAAAAGUGCCUAAAUGUUGUAAGGUUUCCCUCUCCGUGCCUGUUAGUUCUAAGAAGCACGGAUGUACCAAAUAACCCUGUUUAGAUGCUGCACUUUCAUUGCACCGGCACUGUUGUUUGUCGUCGUGGGGUGCCAAUCCUGCCAAUCACGCUCCAAGGGGGUAUGGUAAUCAAGUAAGGGCAGAUCAGCUUUCUUUUGGGGGCAGUAUGUGCCACUGUGGUGCUUCAGUCACUGCAUUGUUCCCAGUGUGGUCGCUAAGAAAAGCCCAAUAACAAAGGGGGUGUGGCUAGCAUGGCUACCUUGGGUCGUAUUUCUCACCAGUAAAAAAUGCAGUGCACCUCCGAGAUAAACAAGCAGUUACAGACGGAAGACACAGAAUUCUUGCUCCCCCAUCCUUUUUGAUGUAGAGACCAAACUAAAUCUAAAUGUAAUGGUGCUUUAGGCAGUGGGUAGCUGAUGUUUAAUGUUAAUGUAUUCCUUGUCGUCAAAUGUCAGACCACUUUGCCACACGGACCACAGUUUGUAUGCCUUUCAUGUAGCAUGUCCCACUUUGCCUGUAUCUCGCACUGGGCUGGUGGAAGGUGCCAUAUAUAUAUACUUUAACAUCCUAGGAUGUACAAAAAUACAUGUUGAAAAAAAUGACGCAUGUAUAUUUUUGUACUUCAUACACAUUAUCAUGUAAAAGAUAGGACAUUGAGAGGAAUAGAUCAUGUGUGUAUCCAGAUACAUGUAUUUUGUACUGUAUCAAAUAGAAAUGUAUAUUUUCAUCGUGAAAUUCACGGUGCUAAGAAUGUCUACUACACUAGAGAGGAGUAUUUGCAGUAACGUACAGCCUAGCCGGUGCAUAGGAGACUAUAUGUCUUGUUCAAAUCAAUUGUACAUACCCACAGGACACAACAAUUCUUCUGUAUAUACGAUUUUAAUACUUACAAAUGAUUUAUUUGUGUGAAAGGAAAAAUCUGUAAAUUUUUUUAAAUAGCACUUUUUUCAGUUUUUAGUUUUCAGAAAAUUUGUAGGAAGGUUUUCAUGUCAAUGUUGAGUGAUUUUCUUUCCAGAAUGCAAUUUUUAAUCAACUGAUUAAAAAACAGGUUCUAACUGGAAA
This is a messenger RNA of Branchiostoma belcheri (Belcher's lancelet), 3710 nucleotides long. RefSeq names its product dual specificity tyrosine-phosphorylation-regulated kinase 2-like. NCBI's taxonomy places the organism in Eukaryota, Metazoa, Chordata, Leptocardii, Amphioxiformes, Branchiostomatidae. Gene Ontology annotation, molecular function: protein serine/threonine kinase activity; protein serine/threonine/tyrosine kinase activity; ATP binding. Gene Ontology annotation, cellular component: nucleus. The transcript has 2 exons. Bases 321 to 2096 code for a protein of 591 amino acids. The record is from RefSeq and is a predicted model, not a curated record. Gene Ontology annotation, biological process: peptidyl-threonine phosphorylation; peptidyl-serine phosphorylation.